AUGUCUUCCUCGACUUUACCUCCCACCCCGACCCCAACAUCCCACUCCAACAAAGCAAUCAUUGGAGGCGUAAUAGGCGGCACAGCCUUCCUCAUCCUCAUCCCCGCCGCAAUCUUCAUUCCGAUAUUCAGAAAACGGAGAUCUUGCUAUGAUAUCGCUUUACGGCGACACACCCACUCUCACAUUCGCAAGACCACGACCAUUGCGACAAGUACUCGCAAAGACUCGAUGCAAGAAGAGAAAAUCGCGCAUCAUGGGGAUAUGGAGGAGCAAGUCCAAAACAAGGAGAUGAGGAUAGGCGAGGAUAUGAGUAGGAGCGAGGGACCGGAAAUGUUGGCGUUGGAAGAAAUGGUUGGCCUGGAGGAAAUGCUGAGGAUUGAUUUCCCGGAUCCGGCGAGGUAUGAAUUGGAUGGUGGCAGUUUUGUUGAAGGACGAGCGAAUUGGGAGAUCAAGGUGUGA
Molecule: messenger RNA, 459 nt
Organism: Aureobasidium namibiae CBS 147.97
Lineage: Eukaryota; Fungi; Ascomycota; Dothideomycetes; Dothideales; Saccotheciaceae
Exons: 1
Coding region: 1-459 (152 amino acids)
Source: RefSeq, a predicted model, not a curated record